Molecule: messenger RNA, 4198 nt
Organism: Corticium candelabrum
Lineage: Eukaryota; Metazoa; Porifera; Homoscleromorpha; Homosclerophorida; Plakinidae
Source: RefSeq, a predicted model, not a curated record
UCUAAUGGAUUCGUUUGAAUUAUUUUCUGGAGCAGAGUCACUGAAAUCCCACUACCAACUGCUUGGGGUGGGCAUUAGCGCCACAGAGGAAGAGAUCAGAAAAGCGUACCGAUGGAAGGCUCGUCGUGCGCACCCUGACAAGAACAUAGGCGUCUCUCAUGCAGAAGAACUGAUGAAGAAGUUAAACAAGGCCUACGAGACUUUAACUGACACAAUUAAACGUGAAGAUUAUGAUGAACAAAUGGAUGAAAGCGACACGAUGAAAUCGAAUACCGCAGAGCCACUUCCUUCAGGCUCUCGGUUGUCGGAAUCUUUCUUGAAGCUUUUCAUGAAGUGGACCACCUCAUCCGAACUGUCUAGCGUAAACAGCGUCGUCGAAACGCUGGAUAGUGAACUGAAAGACUUUCUGAAAGGGCCAAUGAAACAGAAGCAAAAAAACCGGAUGCAGCAGUUUAUCAGAUAUCUACUACAGGAAGACAAAACAUCGUUUACUGCUGCUUGCGGAUGUGUGGCAAUGGCUGUCUGUAGCUCCAACGAUUGGACAUCAGUGCUCCUCUCGCUCACUAAGCACCUGAUUCAAAACAAUUGGCCAGAGAUGGGAUUAAGGCUAAUAGUUCCUCUGUUAGUGAACAAAAAGGUUUCUUCUAAAGAUUAUGUAAAAGCCUUAAUGCUUCUGGCAUCAGCUUUGGAGAAAUCGUUUGCUAGACGUCCGCAUUUGAAAUUCAUGUAUUGUCAGUAUGAUAUGUUGUUAGCAGCUAAAGAAGCAUACGUAACAGCUGAAAGCGUGCUUGUAAAUGUGGACGAUCAUACACUAGAACCACUUAAAAUAUCCCAGAAAAAACUAGAGCUAGAUUCCACAAUACGCAAGCUGUCUGAAGAAGGAGAGAAAAGAAUGUAUUCAGAAACAAGCAAGCGAAUCGCGCAGCUGUGGGAAACGAGAGAAUGGGAGAGCCUACUGUCAAUGUUGACUGCAGAAAGCAACAGCAACGACCUUCAAUCACAUCAACAACCAAAUCAAAUUGUGAUGAGUGGGUUUGAGAGUUUUCUAAAUAGCAAGAUGGAUUAUCUGGACAAGACGUUAAAAGAAGAUCGCUUAGGAUUGUUACUUGUAAGAGGAUUGUGGAAAAUAAAACGUCAGAACGUCACUGCAGGACUUUGUGACGUGCAGACAGCUGUCUGGAAUGGCAUUAAUUUAGAAUGUCUUCUAAAGGCUGCCAUAAACGUAGUCGUCGAAUUGACGGUCUCAGAGAUUUUUGGCUCUCUGAAUCAACGCUUUAGCGUCAUAUUUAGUGGAUUGAAACACAUUUCUGCACGAGACUUGCUCCCUAGUGCAAUUGACAAUAACCUUUUUGGUUUACUCCCGACCGAUGACGACCUAAUCCCUCCGAGUACGCUAAACUGGCCAGAAUUGAUAGUUCCUGGCAUGAAUACAAGAGCCACUCGAAAGUACGAAGAAUCAGUGAGACGACAUAUUUCAGAGGGAAAGUGGUCGGAAAGAAAUGCAGCUGUUGCUUAUAUUGAUUUAGUUUCAAGUAGUAACCACCCAGUAGAAGCUGUCCUGUGUUUUGUUAAUGCGGGUCUUUGGUUUCUGAAAGAGUUGCGAUUGAAAGUAGACAAACAGAAGACUAAAGCGGCUGCAAAAGACUUGCUGAAAAUACCAAAAAAGACAGCAUCAAAUCAUCAAAAUCAUGCUACUGAGCAGGCCGUUGUAGGAUGUAUGAAGCAAGCGUAUCUGCUAGCCACAACGGUUCUCCAUCCUGGAAUGCAACAGUAUUUCUUACGUUUGGCUCUAAAAGCCACCGUAACUGCUGUCCAUAUCAUGAACAGACGUGCUACUCCGGAGGAUGGUACAUUCAUUGUUAGUAUUCUCCACAGUCUCAUGUACGUCUGUAGGAUGAAUCCGUUUUGGAAUGUCCCUGUAGUGAUGGUAUCAGAGGCCGUAAUUCUCAACAUUAUUUCUGGCAAAUUGCACAGCCAAUAUGUCCUCAAUCUGCAAAGCAAGAAAACAAAACCCAUUAGAGAGGCAGAACUAAAGUAUCAAAUUUACAAAAACGAUCUUUGCGGAAUUUGUCACACAGAAGAACCUCGUUUUAGCGCCAUGCAAGAGGCCCUUCGAGAAAAAGGCUGGACAUGUCUAGAUGUAUCACGGCUUAUGUCUUCUCCAUUGUCUGUGCGCGACAAGGAUGGCUGGUUGGUGCCAAAUGAUGCACUCGGUGUCCCUUUGCCGUAUGCAGAGCUGAAAGGAUUUUCGUUGAAGAUCGAUAAUCUUAGCUCGAUUAGUAUUCUAGUAGGGAUGGCCGAUGCUUUGGAUCCUCCUAGUAGGAAUGAGCGUUUCCAUCCUUUUCAAGAAUUUAGAUAUGAACCAGAAGAACUAAAAAGUACUGACUUUCUCCACACGAUGUUUGAAACAGACUACUUGCUCAAGUCGUUUAGUGUCGGUGUGGAGGUAUCUGCCAAUUCACCCUUCAAACAGCGUGCGACUGACGAGCGACUAUUGCAAGACCUUCCUGCCCACCUACGACACAUUUUGAGACCGAUGCUUCAACGCGGGUCAUUUCUACCGAAAGCUCAUCGUUUCUGGAUUCAAGUCGAUGAAUUGGUGUACGCUGAGACCCGUGACUCGACAGGAUCAUGCAUUGAUUAUCGCUUGGAAAAUCCGAAAAUGGUGGUUCGUACUCAUCUUCUAAUACCGGAUAUUGACGGAAAGCUCCACGAUGCUACAGAAAACGACGAUUGCGAUUCUCCAGAAGCGCAGUUCGCUGCCGACUUCACCACUCACUACGAUGAGAUUGCUCGUUUCUUUCCACUUUUUGCCAGACUGAAAGAACUGGUGAAACUGCAGUUUUUUGCUUUAGUACUACAUAGCACAUCGGAAAAUCUGAAGAGAAAUGGUAACGGAGAUGUACCUGUGCCCGACUCUAUAGUACAAACUAUUCAAGGAGAAGAAAGGAGCAAACGAAAGGCAGCUGUGUCGGAGAUGCUACGCCAAAUAAAGAGCCAAAUUGAGGUUUGGCCAGCAGCCGAAAUAUCUUCGAAGUAUCAACAGCCGUACGGAGACUUCAAAAUGAACUAUCGUCCUCGUAUUCUCAUGUAUACGUACCAUAUUCAGACAUGGAGUUCGAAGUGAAAAAUUCUCCGCGAAAAAGACACAAAAGUUCUCUCUGACAUAGCAAGCAGUCUCAUGCAAGUGUGUUAUUAUGGAGUUCCUCUUAGUACCAUGAAAACUUAUGUUUCCAGUUGGCUUUCCAGUAGUGACUCCUGGAGCUCUUCACACUGUUUACUGCAGUUUAUCAAAGAAAAUAUGAGUCUUACUACUCGAGCUGAAAUUCAGCAAAAAAUAGCUGAUCAAUUUAGGGCUAUUUAUAAAUCAUUUGAGCAAGAAGUGACCGUCAUGAAACGAAAAAAUCAACGUUGUGCACAGAGUGGAACUUCUUGCAACUGGGUACCCGCCGCUCCUCUUCGACACACGAUCAGUGAAAACGCAUUUUCUCUUUGCUAUGGAGGCGUGCUGCUUGCACCGACUUAUAGACAAGGCUUGGUUGCACAAACUGAUAGUCGUGAUAAAAAUAUUCAGACCAUCGGUAGCCAAAAUAUACACACGAUUAGAGUGCCAGCGGUGAGCAAAGGCCAAGCAAGAAGCAUGUCCAGCAGUUCUCACUACGGAGCUCGCACUUUGAAGUCAAAACAGUCUGUCCGUUCUGGUUACUCAAACGUUGCCACAGUACCUCCCCAAACUGCUGCUGCAACUGUCCGUUCUGGAUCCUCAAACGUUGCCAUAUUACCUCCCCGAGCUGCUGAUGCCUCUGGUGGCGGCAGAAGCGAUGGCAAUGGCGGAAAUGUAAUCACGAAGCUCUCGAUCUUGUCGGAACUUUAUUGGGAGUACGGAAAAAGCCUGUGCAAGUCAAAACUGUCCUUGACAGACAUGCCUGGAUGCCUGACCAGCUUUCUCAAUCACUCUUUCCAAGAAAUUUGUGAGCAAGUCGAGACCUCUCUUAGCGAUGCAUUGCCAAACUCGAAAAAGGACAAGAUGCUAACAAUUCUAGGAGGCAACGAGAAGCACUUCCAGAUGUAUUUAGUCAAACUAUUACGUUGUCGCUUUUCAUUGACAAGACACGAGUUCCUGUUGGGUAACACCGCAAAUCCAUUGAUCGUUCCGCAAGAUGAUCUUCUGAUUUGGUUGAAAGGGUUUGGAGAAUGA